AUGGCGGACUCACCAUCGACCCACCGCCGCCGACGGCCGUUUGGGUUCAGGUCGCUCGCCAACCCCGGCAGGCACGUGUGGAGGCCGCCGAGACCCCCAAGCGCACGCUCCAGCACAACAACCCCGUCAACACGAUUGUGGUUUGCGCAGACGAACGGCCCUUUGGCAUGGUGGGUCCUGUCGCUGGUGACGGGCAACCUGAACCCCGAGGAGGAGACGGUGGAGGAGGUGCAGCACGAGAGUGGGGCGCACCCACGCGCUCAAGCCGGCGUUCUCGAUUGGCGUGGGCCUGCAGCGACGACGUGCUGUUCCGCACGGUCGUGGACGGACAACGAGUACAGGUUGACGACCCAGCCCUCCGACAAGGCUGCUGGGCGCCGUGCACGCUGA
Messenger RNA from Salpingoeca rosetta, 390 nucleotides. RefSeq lists its product as uncharacterized. NCBI's taxonomy places the organism in Eukaryota, Choanoflagellata, Craspedida, Salpingoecidae. Bases 1 to 390 code for a protein of 129 amino acids. The record is from RefSeq and is a predicted model, not a curated record. The transcript has 2 exons.